ACAAGAUUUUUGUUUUUUUCUCCUGUAAAAAAGACCUCCCUCCAACUUAAUUAACCAAGAACCCAUAAUCUUCAAGCAUUGAUAUUCAGUAGACGUUUCUCACUAGUUUUAUUGUUUAACCAUUCGUCUUCGCCACGUCACCGUCAUGAAGCUCCCAGACGGGUCAAACAUCUUCACAUGCUCAUUUUGCUGCUGCACUUACGUCGGCUCCCCCUGCGUUCUCGGCCGCUCAUCCCGUCUGGCGUGCCACUCUUGCUCGACGGCCAUAUUCGAUCUCUCCAUCUGCUGGGUAUGCGGCGAGGUGAUCUUCCAGGGGGGAGGGGGCGUGAGUCUGGGUUGGUGUUUCUGGCAUGGAGAUUGUUAUGGGUGUUUAUUGUGCGGGAAUCGUGUGAUUUAUAGGGGGGUGAAGGCGAUGGAUCUUGCUGGGGGGAGAGGGAUUGAGGAGGUUGCGGAGGUGCCUUUGUGUUGGGACUGUGUUAUUGAGAUGGAGGUUGGUGAGGAGAGGGGUGAGGGUGAGAAUGCUGCUUUUUGGGAGGGAUUGAGAGGAGCUGGGGGAGUGACUGGUGGAGGGUUGUUGAGGGAUCGAUGGGAUGGGCGGAGAGCGAAGGGUGGGAGAGUUGGUAGCUUAAUGUCAGGAUGUGCCGUGCGUUAUUUCGAGGCUGGAGCUGUGUAUCAUAUGGGGCGAUGCUAAAGUGUCACAGGUGCGUUUACCGGGCUGCUCGCGCAACAACAAGAGCAGAAGAGAUUGCAGCACAGUUAGGAGGCCUUUGAGCUCGUUUGGGUUUAAUAUUCGGGCCAACGCGUCCGAUCCUAUUGACGGAGGGCCAGUUCGUGUUUACCCUAUUGAACAAAAGUCGAAGCUGCCUCAACCAUCUCGUGUAGGAGGGUCAAGUCGCUGCUUGCCCUUGUACCGGUCCUCAGAGCCAGGUU
Molecule: messenger RNA, 930 nt
Organism: Trichoderma asperellum CBS 433.97
Lineage: Eukaryota; Fungi; Ascomycota; Sordariomycetes; Hypocreales; Hypocreaceae
Source: RefSeq, a predicted model, not a curated record